AUGGACAGCCUUCGUGGUUUUUUAGCUAUAUGGAUCAUUACCAUUCUGUUCUUGCGGAAUUCAAGUAAUGUGGAAGGAAGAAAUCAUAUUCACAAGAAGCAAAAGAGCAAGAAGUCCAAUAUUGGGUCCCCUGCCUAUUCUCCUACUCCUGAAGACCCUGUUUCUCCAUCCCCUGCUUAUCCUCCUCCUGUUCCUUCGGACCCAAACAAUCCUCCGGGCUCUUCAGACCCAAACGAUCCGGGCAACUCGAGCUCGGGUUGCAUCUUUGAUGUGACCUCUUUUGGAGCUGUUGGAGAUGGUUCUACUGAUGACACUGCUGCCUUCAGGGCUGCUUGGAAGGCAGCUUGUCAAGUAGAAUCAGCUGUUCUUUUGGCUCCAUCAGACUAUGAUUUCAUGAUUACUUCGACCAUCUUCUCAGGGCCAUGCCAACCAGGACUUGUGUUUCAAGUUGAUGGGGUCCUAAUGCCACCUAAUGGACCAGAUGGCUGGCCGAAAGAAGAUAGCAAUAAGCAAUGGCUUGUGUUUUAUCGGCUUGAUGAUAUGACUCUAUCUGGAAGUGGUACCAUUGAAGGGAAUGGAGAGAAUUGGUGGGAACUACCGUGCAAACCUCACAGGGGUCCCAAUGGAUCGACAUUGCCCGGACCAUGUGACAGCCCAGCAUUGAUUCGUUUCUUCAUGAGCUCCAACUUGGUUGUCAGUGGCUUAGCCCCAAUACUGAUGGNGCUAUGCAUCCAAAACAGUCCACAGUUCCACAUGAAAUUUGAUGGGUGCGAAGGAGUAUUGAUAGAAAAUCUGACCAUUUCUUCUCCUAAGCUUAGCCCCAAUACUGAUGGGAUCCACAUUGAGAGCACCAAGUCUGUGGGAAUAUACAACUCAGUUAUUGGCAAUGGAGAUGAUUGCAUUUCAAUUGGACCUGGUUGCUCAAAUGUUGACAUUGAAGCCGUCACUUGUGGACCUAGUCAUGGUAUCAGCAUUGGGAGCCUUGGGGUGCACAACUCUCAGGCAUGUGUUUCAAACAUUAGCGUUCGUAAUGUAAUGAUAAAGGAUUCAGACAACGGGGUCAGGAUCAAGACAUGGCAAGGCGGGACGGGUUCUGUAACAGGCAUAUCAUUUGAGAACAUCCAAAUGGACAACGUUAGGAACUGCAUAAUCAUCGACCAAUAUUACUGCUUAUCCAAGGCCUGUCGGAACGAGACCUCGGCUGUUUACUUGACCGAUGUGUCCUAUAGGAACAUAAAGGGCACUUACGACGUGAGAAGCCCUCCAAUACAUUUUGCCUGCAGCGACUCAGUGCCUUGCACGAAUAUAACCAUGUCGGAAGUCGAGCUUCUCCCAGAAGAAGGGCAAUUGGUGGAUGACCCUUUCUGCUGGAAUGCAUAUGGAAUUCAGGAGACGUUAACAAUACCUCCCAUUGAUUGUUUACAAGAUGGAGAGCCGGAGUCAGUAGCAGAAAGCUCCACAUAUGGAUGUAAAUAA
This is a messenger RNA of Ilex paraguariensis (yerba mate), 1476 nucleotides long. NCBI's taxonomy places the organism in Eukaryota, Viridiplantae, Streptophyta, Magnoliopsida, Aquifoliales, Aquifoliaceae. The record is from the annotation of a GenBank genome assembly.